GGGUGUACAGCGGUGUGAUUUUUCCAGAGGUGUUUUGAUGGAUAACUAACGCGUGUGAACUGGGAUUUCUUUGCAUGGCGUUGGACUACGCUGCCGGUCGUUUGUGGAAUAUAUCCUGUGAUCGGAUUGGAUGCCGGCUUGAUUGUGGAAUAAUAAACCGAAAGAAAGACAGCGCCUCGCAGUCCCUUUUUUUAUCCUUUUUUUGGUGCAUUGUCCAUUUGGAGACAUUCCUCCCCACAGAUUCAGCUCAUGCUUUCUCAACCCUUGUCUGCGCAUGCUAAAACAGAGAUCUCCAUGAUUUCUUCCUCCCUGCCCAGGUGAUUGGGUGAAUUCUGCUGAGUGACAGGCUGACCGACAGCAGUUGAUGGUUGGGCAGACCCCCUCAGAUGGGAUCAGUGUCCAGGGGGAGGUGGAGACGGGGAGCAUGGGGAGCCUUUGCCCCCACUAACGGGAUGGCCUUGUGGACCUGGCUUCUGGCCGCUGUCCUGCUGUCCCUGCUGACCGUCAGCGUGGCCCGGCCCCCCCUCACCGCCACCAAGGAGGAGGAGGCCGCCCUGAAACCUGAAGAACGGUCCCCCCACCGGCCCAUUCUCCAGGCCGGUCUCCCGGCCAACAUCACGGUUCACGUUGGGGAGGACGCCCGCUUCGUCUGCAAGGUCUACAGCGACGCCCAACCUCAUAUCCAGUGGUUGAAGCACAUCAGCCGGAACGGCAGUCGCUACGGCCCUGACGGACACCCAUAUGUCCGAGUGUUAAAGAUCGCAGGUGUUAACACCACAGAUAAGGAGAUAGAAGCUCUCGACUUGCCCAAUGUAACAUUUGAAGAUUCUGGGGAGUAUACGUGCUUGGCGGGUAAUUCUUUUGGGAUCUCCUAUCACACUGCUUGGUUGACGGUGCUUCCAGAGGACGCAAACCGAAUUUCUAAGCCCACGGUGUGCUCAGUGCACCCAGGGGAGUUGCUGAAGCUGAGCUGCCCUCUGCCGCCGUCUGGGACCAUCACCUGGACCAAAGACGGCAGCUCUGUGGGCACCAACAAUCGCACGGUCAUAGAGCAGGAGCUGCUGCAGAUCCGGGAUGCCACGGCCAAGGAUUCAGGCCUGUACACCUGCACCAGCGUGGGCAAAAAAACAGUCUGCUUCAUAGUGAAUGUCACAGAUGCCAUCUCGUCGGGGGAUGACGAGGACGACACUGAGCGAUCGGAGGACACCGGGGUGGACAGAGAGCAGAUAAGCGCUCCGUUUUGGACCUCGUCAGCGAAGAUGGAGAAGAAGCUGCAUGCGGUGCCAGCUGCCAACACAGUCAAGUUCCGCUGUGCCGCGGGAGGCAACCCCCGGCCCAGGCUGCGCUGGCUUAAAAACAGUAGGCCUUUCCGCCAAGAGGACCGCAUGGGAGGGUAUAAGGUGCGUAGCCAGCACUGGACCCUGAUCAUGGAGAGUGUGGUGCCUUCGGACAAGGGCAACUACACCUGCCUGGUGGAGAACGAGUUCGGAGCCAUCAACCACACCUACACCCUGGAUGUAGUGGAACGGUCCCCCCACCGGCCCAUUCUCCAGGCCGGUCUCCCGGCCAACAUCACGGUUCACGUUGGGGAGGACGCCCGCUUCGUCUGCAAGGUCUACAGCGACGCCCAACCUCAUAUCCAGUGGUUGAAGCACAUCAGCCGGAAUGGCAGUCGCUACGGCCCUGACGGACACCCAUAUGUCCGAGUGUUAAAGACCGCAGGUGUUAACACCACAGAUAAGGAGAUAGAAGCUCUCGACUUGCCCAAUGUAACAUUUGAAGAUUCUGGGGAGUAUACGUGCUUGGCGGGUAAUUCUAUUGGGAUCUCCUAUCACACUGCUUGGUUGACGGUGCUUCCAGCACUCGAGAAAUCCAUAGGGCCCCUUUCUCCGGACUAUGUGGAGAUUGCAAUAUACUGCGCAGGCGUCUUCCUCAUCGCCUGCAUGGUGGGCAUUGUGGUGGUUUGCCGAAUGAGGAACACCGCCAAGAAACCCGACUUUGGGGGCCAACCAGCUGUCCACAAACUGAGCAAGCAGAUCCCUCUGCGCCGCCAGGUGUCGGCAGACUCCAGCUCUUCCAUGAACUCCAGUACGCCGCUGGUACGCAUCACAACGCGGCGGAGCUCAGCGCACGACGAGCGGAUCCCUGAGUAUGACCUCCCUGAGGACCCGUGCUGGGAGUUUUCCCGAGACAGGCUGACCCUUGGCAAGCCCCUCGGCGAAGGUUGCUUCGGUCAAGUUGUAAUGGCAGAGGCCCUGGGCAUCGACAAGGACAAAACCAAGGACGCUGUAACGGUUGCUGUCAAGAUGCUGAAAGAUGAUGCCACUGAGAAAGACCUGUCUGAUCUGGUGUCAGAGAUGGAAAUGAUGAAGAUGAUCGGCAAACAUAAGAACAUUAUUAAUCUGUUGGGGGCCUGUACACAAGAAGGUCCUCUCUAUGUGAUAGUGGAGUACGCCUCCAAAGGCAACCUUAGGGAGUACCUGCGGGCCCGCCGUCCGCCCGGCAUGGAGUACUCCUACGACAUCGCCCGGGUCUCAGAUGAACAGCUUACUUUCAAAGAUCUGGUCUCCUGCACUUAUCAGGUGGCCCGGGGCAUGGAGUACCUAGCAUCCCAGAAGUGCAUACACAGAGAUCUGGCAGCCAGGAACGUCCUGGUCACAGAGAGCAACUUCAUGAAGAUUGCUGAUUUCGGCCUGGCCAGGGACGUCCAUAACAUCGACUACUAUAAAAAGACAACCAAUGGCCGCCUCCCGGUGAAAUGGAUGGCUCCGGAGGCGUUGUUUGACCGGGUCUACACACACCAGAGUGACGUCUGGUCAUUUGGGGUGCUGAUGUGGGAGAUCUUCACCCUCGGGGGCUCCCCCUAUCCUGGCAUCCCUGUCGAAGAGCUCUUCAAGUUGCUCAAAGAGGGACAUCGCAUGGAUAAGCCUGGCAACUGCACCAACGAGCUGUACAUGAUGAUGAAAGACUGUUGGCAUGCCAUCUCAUCGCACAGACCCACCUUCAAGCAGCUAGUAGAGGAUCUGGAUCGCAUCCUUUCCCUCAACACAAACGAGGAGUACCUGGACCUGUGUGCCCCUGCAGAGCAGUAUUCCCCCAGUUUCCCCGACACCCGCAGCUCCUGCUCCUCCGGUGACGACUCUGUGUUUUCCCACGAUCCCUUACCGGAGGAGCCCUGCCUCCCCAAGUACCAGCACGUCAACGGGGCCGUGAAAACAUGAGCCCCCGGGGGGCCCGCCCCUCUCUACCCCCACGGUCGUACCCCUCGGCGCCCCUAGACACGCGGAGCACAGACACCCUCUCCCAAAACCUCCCAACCACCUAACUCCAUCACUCCAAGUGGACUAAUGGACAAGGAUGGGAGGGGGGGGGGGGGGGCAGCGCUGCUGUCACACACUCGUACUGCCAUGCACACACACUACGUUCUCACAAGAGGUCUUAAAGGAGAGGACGGGGACCCUGCAGAAGCUGUUUGUUUUUUUAACUGACUGAAUGAUAUGACUUUCCCAAGGGACCCUCCUCCUCCCCCUCCUUCCAUUCUCCCUUCAUAACAACACACAGAUUGGAGAGUUUGGUUCUCACGUUAGGUUGCUUUUUUGUUGUCUCAAAGACCUUACUCACUGAGUGAUCCCAUUCCAACGGCUGGCAUUCCAAGACUGUUGUUUGCUCCUGGAGGGACGUGUGGACCUAGAAGAAGAUGACGAAUAGGAAAAGGACCAAGCUCCAACUAACAAAACAGAGGAAUAGAAGAAGAGCACAUAUAGAAACUGUUUUCCUCUUUAUUUUGUAAUAUUGAUGCAUUUCUUUUUUGGUUCUCUUGAUAAAACCUUCCCAAUUAUUCUGGAGAGAAAUACACAGUAUAAUGUAUAGUGCUGGGUAUAUUUGUAAAUAUAUUCAAAAUGUAUAAAUAUAUAUUAUAUAUUUACAAUGAACUAUUUUUUGUAUGGACUCUGAAAUAACCCCAACCCUCUACAUCCUAUUUUGAGUCUGAGGCAAGUAUUCUAACAGGUUAUGUGUCCUCUUCACACACAAACUCACACACAGACAUGGAUACACAAACACCUGUUUUACUCCCACUCAGUAGCACAGAGUAUUGGCUUUCAGGGACUGAGGUAGCAUGUUAAUUUAUUGACUUAUGUUUUUUUGAAAUGAAUCAAAAAGAGCCUGGAGAAAAAGAAGAACAAAAACAACAUGGUUUAAAUGAUUACAUUAAACAUAAUAACCCAUUCAAUUUAUGGUAAUUUAAAAUGAUCUCUCAGCAAUAACAGAAAAAAGCUAUUUUAGUGGGUUUGAAAGAUCCAGGUUUUGUAAGUUUUAUAUAUAUGAAUGUGAAUAUUAAGUUAAAUUUCAAACAACUGUACAUUUUAUAGUCUGCUAAUCCCUUUCUUAUGUAGAUGUUGAUGCCAUUUCUAUCCAGACAUUUUAAUCUUUCUAAACUUUCUUGGUUUAAGGAAACAAGAUUUAAUCCUGGAUAUUAAUAUACGAUUGAUGGAAAAUAAUGGAAAUGCCUACUAGCAAUCCACUCUCUCAUUUUGACAAAAUAUAGACUCCAAAUUGACUCAACAGAAUUGAAAGCUGAAAAACAAAGUAUUAAAUCACUCAAGUGUUUUUUUGUCUUUUUCUACUGGACCAACUUUAAGAUGCCCUUUUGCAAGUGUUCAUGCCACAUUUGCGAAAUAAAAGAUGGAAAAUAUA
This is a messenger RNA of Pungitius pungitius (ninespine stickleback), 4695 nucleotides long. It is a transcript of the gene fgfr2, whose product is annotated as fibroblast growth factor receptor 2. The transcript has 20 exons. Lineage: Eukaryota; Metazoa; Chordata; Actinopteri; Perciformes; Gasterosteidae. The coding region runs from base 387 to 3221 and encodes 944 amino acids. Gene Ontology annotation, cellular component: signaling receptor complex; plasma membrane. The record is from RefSeq and is a predicted model, not a curated record. Gene Ontology annotation, biological process: positive regulation of kinase activity; multicellular organism development; protein phosphorylation. Gene Ontology annotation, molecular function: ATP binding; fibroblast growth factor binding; fibroblast growth factor receptor activity.